Molecule: messenger RNA, 896 nt
Organism: Meloidogyne enterolobii
Lineage: Eukaryota; Metazoa; Nematoda; Chromadorea; Rhabditida; Meloidogynidae
Source: the annotation of a GenBank genome assembly
AUGAUAGAUAUUGACAAUAAUUUGCCAUUGACAAUUGAUUCAGUCAACAAUAUUAGUGAAGAUACUAUUUUUGCUGAACAUUUUCUGAAUAGGCAUAAUGAACUUAGAAAAUUGCAUGGUGCUCCAGAACUAGUUCUCAGCUCCGAACUUAUUACAAUGGCCUGUAAAUGGGCUAACAAAUUGUCAGAAAAAAGACAUGUUGCUUUUGCAGAAAUAAGUGGUGUUGGCGAGAAUAUCACAGUCUUUCCCGAAGAUAUUAGUGCAAAAGAAAUUGUUGAUUAUUGGUAUGAUGAAAAUAGAAAAUACGAAUAUGAAACACCUGGAUGGCAAGCAGGUGCUAAUUAUUUUACUCAAAUUGUUUGGAAAUCAACGAAAGAAAUAGGAGUAAGCCGUGUCAAACUUCAAUUAUCAUUUGUUGAAAAUCAACAAAAUACAAAUAAAGAAGAUAAUUCUGAAAUUUUAAAGAGAAAUAGUAAAUCGGUAAUUGUAGUCGCAUUUUAUAGGCCAGCUGGAAAUUCUAAUCGUAGUGGACAGUUUGCACUUAAUGUUUCGAAACCAUUAAUUGAGAAUGGGGCAAUGAGGUGAAAGUAAAAAUUUUUGUAAGGGCUAUGUAAUUCUGUUGAGUGAAUUCGCAAAAUAUUUUUUUGUAAAUAUUUAUAAAAAUAUUUUUAAAUUUCUCAAUGUUUUUACUCAUCAAAAAUAUUUCCAUGAAAAUAAAUACAAUUAAAAAUGAAUUUUUGGGCUGCUUUUAUAGAAAAAAUAAAUUUAAUUUUUAGAGAAAGAAUAGGGGAAACCAAACAAUUAUAUAUCCAAUAAAGGUAUUCGAAAAAUUUUGAUUUAAAUGUGGGCUGAGAAAAAAAACCAAAUAAAUAUAGAAAAAUGUUUUUUACUAAAAA